Fraxinus pennsylvanica is the source of this 996-nucleotide messenger RNA. The record is from the annotation of a GenBank genome assembly. Lineage: Eukaryota; Viridiplantae; Streptophyta; Magnoliopsida; Lamiales; Oleaceae.
AUGUUUUCUUCGUUUUUCAACUCGGAAACCCCAGAUUCAUUCAAAACUACCUCACUCACCUCAAAAACCCUAGCUUCUUCUGAACACCUCGUUGUAUUAAAGCCCUAUCUUCCGAAGAGAAUCUCCGGCGCAGAUCUGAAGAAGAAUUAUACAGAUCUGAAGCUCUUGAAGGCUGUGAAGGUCAAAUGCAUCCGCCGAAGGCGAGGAAUCCAGUGCUCAGUUCCUGAGGAUAGUGGACUGAAGAAUGAAUUGGUGCUGUGGGAUCCAAAUGCGCCUCGUUUUGUUUUGUGGAAUGGGAAGCUUAGGCCAGUGCCCUCCAAGCCUACCGACUUGCCAUUUUUUGACUUGAUGAGUAUUCCGGGCAAAAUUAGAACGCUCGCCGAAGAAAUCACCGGAAUCGGAACGGUCAUCGGAGACAGGCGGUGGUGGCAUUUCGACAAGAUGAAGGCUCUGGAAAUUGAACCAGAUAGGAAAGUCUACAAUGCAGUGAUUCAUGCUCUUGCAAAAGGGAGGCUUGUGAAAGAAGCUCGCGGUCUCGUGAAAAUAAUGGAAGAGAAGGGAAUUGAUCCGGACACCAUCACUUAUAACUCGCUCAUCAAGCCUCUUUGUAAGGCACGACUGUGUGAUGAAGCCAAAGAAGUUUUUGAUGAGAUGAUAGAGAGGCGCCUUUCCCGGAGUACUCGAACUUACCAUGCUUUCUUUCGGAUUUUAAGAACUGGGGAAGAAGUGUUUCAGCUUCUCGAGAGGAUGCAUAUGGAAUGCCAUCCGAGUCAUGAUACAUACAUAAUGUUGAUCAGGAAAUUUUGUCGUUGGCGCCAGCUAGACAAUGUCUUCAAGCUGUGGACUGAAAUGAGCAAGAACGAACUUGACCCUGAUCAAAGCUCGUACAUUAUGCUGAUACAUGGGCUCUUUUUGAAUGGAAAAUUGGAGGAGGCGUAUAAAUAUUACUUAGAAAUGAAGGAAAAACAUUUGUUGACAGAACCAAAAAUAGAUUAA